AUGCCUAACACCAGGGGCUCGAAGGUUACCCUGCCGCUGAUCACCGUCGCCCUCGCCGUCAUUAUCUACACUCAGUCCGAGUUCCUCUGGAAACUAAUUGGACAGGCGAACAUCGAUAAGUCCCGGCUCGUCAAGUGGGAAAAUAGCGAGCCUCUCAACAAUGGAAACUGUCAGGUUAUUAAAGAGAUGAAUGCUUGCGAGGAUGUGAAGAUCCAUUAUGCCUCAAAUACGGCGUUCCUUGCCUGUGGCGAUCCCUUGGAACGAAGGAAUUGGUAUCCCUGUGCGGGAAUGCGCGAUUCAACUAAGCGAUCGGAGGCAUCAUUCCGUGAAACUCUUUUCAAGUAUGAUCUGAUAUCUGGCAAACCUACGGAGUUGCAACUCCACGGUCUAGAAGGUGAUUUCAUUACGCACGGAAUUGAUAUCUUCUCGACACCUGGGGAUCCCUCGAAGGUCCAUAUCUUCGCGGUCAAUCACGCUCGAGAAGGAGAUUCCAUACUGAUCUUUUCGCACGAACUGGGCUCAGAUGUAGUUGAGUUGGAGAGUAAAGUGAGGCAUCCGAACAUCAAGACAGCAAAUGGCGUCGUUGCCACAGGAUCGAGGGAGUUUUAUGUCACGAACGAUCAUUAUUUCGCACUUGGCCCGCUCCGAGUGGCUGAAGAAGCAUAUGGUCCGUUUACUUGGUCAACGCAUGUCCAGUUCUGCGAUGCGAGCGCCGAGCACGUCACUUGUAAGCAAGUGACAGGUACUUUCCCCGGAGCAAACGGCAUAGCUUUGUGGAAAAAUCGACUCUUCGUGGGAGAUGCCAGGAACGGAACUGUGACUAUUUUUGACAUCCACCACGACAAGAGCUUGACGCAGUUGAGUCAAAUGGACCUCGGAGCCGCCGCUGACAAUAUCAACAUCGACCCUAUCUCUGGCGACCCAAUAGUUGCGAUAUUCCCAACACUUGAGGACUUACCAACCUAUCUCGACAAUGUGCUAUCUCUGGGCAAAGACUUCUUGGUUCCCGCUGCCUCACUUCGAUUGAAUCACGCCAAAGACUAUGCGCCUGAGCUGAUAUACUUUGACGACGGAUCUGUCAUGAGCUUUAUGACGACUGCAGCAGUGGACCCAUACAACAAUCUGUUUCUCGCAUCCGGCGUCAUCCAAUAUGGCGGGCUUGCUGUUUGCCAGGUGCCAGCGGGAACAUUUGCGUAA
Exophiala bonariae is the source of this 1197-nucleotide messenger RNA. RefSeq lists its product as uncharacterized. Lineage: Eukaryota; Fungi; Ascomycota; Eurotiomycetes; Chaetothyriales; Herpotrichiellaceae. Bases 1 to 1197 code for a protein of 398 amino acids. The transcript is spliced from 6 exons. Gene Ontology annotation, molecular function: arylesterase activity. The record is from RefSeq and is a predicted model, not a curated record.